This is a messenger RNA of Gossypium raimondii (Peruvian cotton), 1629 nucleotides long. Its product is annotated as zinc finger CCCH domain-containing protein 58. The coding region runs from base 1 to 1380 and encodes 459 amino acids. Gene Ontology annotation, molecular function: mRNA binding; metal ion binding. The record is from RefSeq and is a predicted model, not a curated record. The transcript has 7 exons. NCBI's taxonomy places the organism in Eukaryota, Viridiplantae, Streptophyta, Magnoliopsida, Malvales, Malvaceae.
AUGGAGUGGGGCCCUGAGUCUGAUCUAGAACCGGAAUGGACAUCUUCGGGACCCGAAACAGGGCUUGAAGAGCCAAUUCCCAGGUUGGAAUUAGGGGUUGAACCAAAAUCAUACCCAAAGCGACCCAAUGAAGCUGAUUGUAUUUAUUAUUUGAGGACUGGGUUUUGUGGCUAUGGCUCUAGGUGUCGGUUCAACCAUCCACAUGAUCGUGCUAUGGUUAUGGGACCUGGAAUAAGUAGCAUAGGAGAGUAUCCAGAGAGAGCGGGCCAGCCAGUUUGUCAGUACUAUAUGAGGACAGGGACAUGCAGAUUUGGUUCUUCUUGCAAGUACCAUCAUCCAAAGGACGGAGGUGGUUUUGUUAUCCAUGUACCACUGAAUUCUUAUGGAUAUCCAUUACGUCUGGGUGAAAAAGAGUGCUCUUACUAUAUGAAGACAGGGCGAUGUAAGUUUGGUGCAACAUGUAGAUUUCAUCAUCCUAUAUCAUCUGUUGUGCAAGUUUCGACACCAUAUUCAACUCCUCAAGUUCCACAUGUGCCUACACCUACAUUAUAUUCCACGGUGCAGUCACCAUCUAGCCUUUCCUCUCAACAAUAUGGAGUUGUAAUGGCAAGGCCUCCCCUAAUGCCAGGCUCAUAUGUGCAAGGCCCCUAUGGUUCUUUGCUACUUUCUCCAAGCAUGGUUUCCUUUCCAAGUUGGAAUCCCUAUCCAGGACUUGUCAACUCGAGUACUCAAACCAGUGUUGGAUCUAGGUCAGUUUUUGGAGGAACACCAUUAUCUCCUUUAGCGCCUGCCUAUACUAGGUCUUAUCAACUUGUAUCAUCUAGUGUCGGGUCUUCAAGCAGUAAUCGAAAGGAGCAGUUAUUUCCUGAGAUACCCAACCAACCUGAAUGUCAGUAUUACCUGAAAACAGGCGAUUGCAAAUUUGGAUCCUCUUGUAAAUAUCAUCAUCCACUUGAAGUGGUUGCACCAAAAUCAGAUGUCAUCCUCAGCACUUUAGGUCUUCCCCUUCGUCCGGGGGCACCACCUUGUACUCAUUAUUCACAGCAUGCAGUUUGCAAGUUUGGACCUGCUUGCAAAUUUGAUCAUCCUAUGGAACAAUUAAGUUACAGUCCAUCAACGUCUUCUCUUUCCGAUAUCCCUGUUGGAUCUACAAUUGCUACACUAGCUCCAUCAUCAGAUUUACGACCCAAACUUCUUUCUGGGUCCGGCAAGGACUCUGAUCCUGCCGUUAUGUCAUCAUCGGUGAGCUCGUCAAGUGAAUCAAUUGGUUUGGUUUUCUCUGAAGGUGCAGCGAUACCUCCUUCAAGCACACAACAGUCGGGUCCAAGUUCUGGCCCUUCUGCUGGCAGCGGCAUCACCAAGGCACACACUUCAAACUAAGUGAUAAGAGAAGCAUCAAAAUGUGACAUCUAUCUAUCUAUAUAUAAUUAGAUACAUAUUUCUAUGUUUUGACAAUGGAAAUGCUUGACAUGCUUCUAUAAAUUCAUAACCAUAUUAUGAGAUUUGCUCCUUCAUUAUUGCUUGAAUUAGGGUUUAGCUCAGUUGAUUCUCGUUAUCAUUUUUAACAUAAGGUUUUAGCGUGUGAAAUUUCUUAUUCUCAUAUUCUGAUCUCUUUUGUAUGGAAAAAAA